This is a messenger RNA of Ochotona princeps (American pika), 2110 nucleotides long. It is a transcript of the gene C1RL, whose product is annotated as complement C1r subcomponent like. Gene Ontology annotation, cellular component: blood microparticle. Gene Ontology annotation, biological process: zymogen activation. The record is from RefSeq and is a predicted model, not a curated record. The transcript is spliced from 6 exons. Gene Ontology annotation, molecular function: serine-type endopeptidase activity. NCBI's taxonomy places the organism in Eukaryota, Metazoa, Chordata, Mammalia, Lagomorpha, Ochotonidae. The coding region runs from base 151 to 1545 and encodes 464 amino acids.
UCCAGUAACUUCCUCCUCCCCCACCCCACCUUCCUGUUCCCCUACCUAGACCAAGUCCACUCGCAGCUCCCAGAUGUCCAGUUCUGGAGAACUGGUCCUAGAGUGAGGACCCUCUGGAGAAGGCCCCACUUCACCAGCUGCCCAGACAAGAUGUGGUGCUUAUUCCUCUGGGGAGUCCUCCAGGCUUGCGCCACACAGGGCUUCGUCCUCUUGGCCCAGCAGCAGCCCCAGCGGUUUGCCUCUCCUGGGUACCCCGGGCCGUACCUGAAAGGCCAAGAAAGCACCCUUGACAUUGAGGCUCCAGAGGGCUUGGCUGUGGGGCUCAUCUUCCAGGACUUUGACCUGGAAACGUCCCCAAACUGUGAGGGGGAUGCCGUCACGAUCUCAGCCGGUGGGAAGGAGAUGUGCCGGCUCUGCGGUCAGCUGAACUCUGCCCCGGGCAGCUUUCCUGCUCAGAGGGAGUUCGUGUCCCCAGGCAGGCGUUUACAGCUGAGCUUCCACACACGCGGUUCCUGCAAAGACCAGGGCGCUCACCCCCACAAGGGCUUCCUGGCCCUCUACCAAGCUGUGGCCAUGAAUGCUGACCUGCCCUCCUCCCGGGCCAGCAGGGACCCUGAGACGGUGAACGCAUCAGUGGACGGCUCCUCCAGGAUCCAGAGCCACUGCCGGGAACCCUACUAUCAGGCGGUCUUCCCAGGGACAGCCACCUGCGCAGCAUCAGGCGCCUGGAAGGACCAACAGGAGAGGGAGGAGGUUCCUCACUGUGUGCCUGUGUGUGGGCGGCCAGUCACCCCCAUUAUCCAGGACCAGACGACCCGCGGUUCCUCCAGCGCUAAGUUGGGUAACUUCCCCUGGCAAGCCUUUACUAGCAUCUACGGCCGCGGCGGUGGGGCCCUGCUGGGAGACCGAUGGAUCCUAACGGCCGCCCACACCAUCCACCCCAAGGACAGUGUUUCUGCCAGGAGGAAGCCACGCGUGGAUGUGUAUUUGGGCCACACGGACAUCGAAGAGCUGCUGAAGCUGGGCAGCUACCCCGUGCGCCGCGUGGUGGUGCACCCAGAUUACCACCAGGCGGAGUCCCACGACUUCAACGGGGACAUCGCCCUGCUGGAGCUCCAGCAGCGCGUCGAGCUAGGUCCCCACCUCCUCCCUGUCUGUCUGCCAGAUAAUGAGGCUCUCUACGAAGCCGGCGUGCAGGGCUACAUCAGUGGGUUUGGCAUGGAGAUGGGCAGGUUGACCACCCAGUUAAAGUACUCGAGGCUGCCCGUGGCCCCCAGAGAGGCCUGUGAGGCCUGGCUCCGGGAGAAGGGGCGGAUGGAGGUGUUCUCAGACAAUAUGAUCUGUGUUGGGGGCAAUGUGCAGCGAGACAGUGGCUGCCAGGGGGACAGUGGCAGUGUUUACGUGGUUUGGGACGCCCGUGCCCAUCGCUGGGUGGCCACAGGCAUCGUGUCCUGGGGCGUCGGGUGUGCCACUGGCUAUGGCUUCUACACCAAAGUGCUGAACUAUGUGGAGUGGAUCAAGGCAGUGAUGGGCAGCACAGAGUGAGCCUGGGAUUCGUGGCAGGGACUGACCGGCACCAAGAUGAAGCAAGCUGCCCUGUAAGAGAGCUCCUCUCCUCUGGGCCUACUGCACCCCACAAAGGAAGUGGGGAUCCCCCAGCACCCUGUGUCCCUCUGCCUUCCGGUGCUUUGGCACCAGGGCAUCCCCCUAUGGUUCAGCAAUUGCCACCUUCUUACACUUCAUCCCUUAAUACAGCUUCUUCCGUACCUGCUUGUGAAAGAGCCACCUGCUCACAUAUUCAAGCGGACAGAGUGCGGAUGGAGGGGCCGUCACAGCACUCGUUUCUGAUGCCUCUCAAGGACCCUGCAGCUGACUUCCAAGUCGUCAGACUGUCAGCCCUGACAGUGACAGCUCUCUGUCUCCUGUGGGCACCAGGUGUCUCAUGUAUCAUCUCACCUAACCUCACACUGUGUUUGCAGAAAACCUGUUAUAAUCGGCCUUGCACACAGAGUUAAAGGGACUCAAGCCAGAGCACCCCCAAACUUGUGUGUCACUCCAAGGCUGUGGGGCACCUCUCAGCCACCCUCCAGGCUUUCCCAGGGCCUCAUUC